AAAACCCACACCCUCAUGGGGUAACAGAGGGAACAAAGCACUGCAAUGUUUCACAAAAUUGAGCCUUUAAGGGAGGAUAAACAAGAAAAAAAAUGUGUCACUUCUUAAGUGAAUAACAAUAAAGCACUGACCUCUUUUCAAAAAAACAAAGUGCCAAAACAAAGACCAUUCUUAACACGGGAAUUAUUGCUCAGGGACUCAUCAGACGAAACUCUCCCCUCAGACUCAAAAACCGCAUCAUUUCAAAGUGAUGAGUUUUAAAGGAGAUGUCGCCUCCCAUCUGCAAAUGAACUGAAAGAAGACCUUGAUGCAACAUCUGGAGGGGAAUGUGACCUUCCUACUGCAGGAUUUCAAACCCCAGAAUCUAUCCACCAUGGUUCUGAGGGAAUAUCAAGACCAGAUGCUGCUACGGACAGUCAGCCUGAAGUCGUGAUCUGAGGAGAAACCACUGAACACCAGACCUCUCGAGCCUAAAGGUUUUGACCAACUUUGGUUUUCAUGAUGAUGGAAUUUUUCCUCCCCAUGAUGGAAAGGAAGAGGCUCUUCCUCAGCCUCCUGCUCUGCUACAGCUUGCUCAGAGCUGCUGAUUCCCACAUGGUCACUGAGGAGAAGGCAGAAUGCAACCUGUCCAAGAGCAGCAGAAUGGAUCUCUCAGAUCUCCCACCCAUCUCCAUAGUAGAUUUAACUAGAAGAUCCCAGAAAGUCAGCAGGAAAGAGGCAGAGAACAAGAAAUCUUCCAAGAAAAAUGCUGAACGCAAGACACCUCCGAAACCAAGGCCCCCACCAGCUGCCAACUGUGUGCCAACCUUCAAACCCUGCAAACCACACCUGAAUUCCUGCUGUAACUACUGUGCUUUGUGCAAAUGCCGAAUUUUCCAGACAAUCUGCCAGUGCCUAAUGUUAAACCCCAAGUGCUAAGCCAAGCUGGGGACACAGUGAGGCUCCUGUCUUUCUUUAGUUUCUCGAGUGGGUAUUUCGAAUUGCUCCGUGUGUAUGGCAGAAUAGAGAGCUCUGAAGCUUGGAUUUGCCCCUCUUAAAAUGUAGUGGACAGGUUUUUUAUGGGGUUAAUGGUGUCACAACCAGGAUGUUAUUUCAAGGAGCAGACAACCAGGGAGAUUGACAGUGAUUAGGUAUUUUUAGCAAAGAGUUUGUUUUAGGAGGAAUUCUGGAUUUUUGGUGCUUUGGGAUUGUUUGGGUUUUUGGCUCUUUUUUUAAGAGUCAUAACCCUUGUCACAUAUUCAACAAAAAUCAGGACAAGUAUUUAUGUAGGUUAUUCUACCUGAAAAUAAGGCAAUUUUUCAAUCAUCCUCAGCUGAGCAUCAGUCCAUCCACCUUCAGGGUUUGUAGUCAUUGCAGUAACCAGCACCUCCCAUGUGUAUAAAAUACAUGUAUACUUGAACCCUAAAUGUGUCUGUGCCUCAUAACAUAAAAAUCAGAUUUUUUUUCCCCAGCCAUGUCCAUAGGAAUCAAUUCUUCAGCCCUUCUUCUCCUGUUGCCAAGGGUAUUGUGUAUAGAAAUCCCAAAAGCAGGAAGACAUAUCCACAACUUGGAGGAAGAAGGAAAGAUCAGCCAAAAAUGAAUGUAUGUCCCGCAUGUACAUCUUGAAGCAAAGCAAAUUAUAAGCAAUCAAUCCCCUUCUUUGCCCUUUACUACUAGAGGCAGCUCCCAGAACCUACCCCAAGGGUGAAUUCAGGCAUCAGUCUCCAUGUGCUGCAGGCAACCAGUGACCACAGGGGAAAAAAAGAACCCACAUCAAAGGGUGUAAAGGCUCAGAAACAGCUCUGAAGGUGUGAGUGAAGCUCAAGGCAGCAGCAAACAGGUGUCUGGGAGGCUUCUUUCUCUUGUUCUUGAAGCUCUUUGCCUCAAUCUCAAGGUAUCCAAGAUGGCACAGAAGGAAACUCCUUCUUGGUUAAACUACCAGGAGAACAAGGAGGGAGCAAACCCAGAAAAUGUCCCACUGACUCCUCUGUCAGACUCCAGCUCUUGCUUUUCACCUCCUCUGUUCUGUAUCUACAGGGUUCAUCUCCCCUGCUCCCUUCCCUUCUUUUUUUCUUCUUUGGUACUUCCUUGAUUUCAGCAUUUUCCCUUCAUCCCACUGCUAUUCCCAGUCACCCCAGGAGCCACGUUCACUCCAGGUUAGACCCCUCUCUCCUGUGUUCUCUCCACCUGCCCCCACGGGGUCCCUGCCAACGCUCUGCAGAUUUCACAGGCACAGAUUUUCUAACCGUGAAUUUUGAACGCAACUCAUGAAUUUUCUAAUCCUCUGUGCAGGUCUACUUGAGAGGAAAUUUCUUCAUUGAUUUAUUUCUAAACACACAGCUGAGGGCUACAAAAGUCUUCCAGGAAGGCCAAGAUGAUACAGAUGACACUCCAAAGGCACUUGAGCCUCACAAACUCUUUUUUCUUAUAAUAAUCGGUCUGAAGCCCAGAACUCAAAACACAGGUCAGGUGCUGACAGAAAUUUUUGUUCAGUCUAAAGAUAUAAAAUGACAGAUUAAUCUAAGAGAGAGCCCUAAUGAUGACAGGAUGCCAUUGUGUCCCUUAUCUUUUAUAAAAUACAUCUGUUGACACAUGCCAUGCAAGCUUGAAUUCUUGUACAUUUACAUAGGUAUGUUUUUAAUCAUAUAUCUUGGCUCAGGAAUCUGUAAGCCACUCAGACAUGAUAAAAAGGGAAUGAGAAGGAAGACUGGCACAUUACAGCGGACUUGGGAAUUCGGACCCUUCCUUUACUAGGUAAAGAUUUAGGUUCCCUUCAAGUUGUUGACAGUGUCAUUUUCAUACCAGAAAGUCCAGCUGGUCAGAAAAUCUGUAUUUUUCCUGGGUCAAGAGGAUCAGGAGGAGAGGGAAGGGAAGGAGAGAGAGCCAGAAACCAAACAAACAGCUGCUCUCUAGACAGCAGCUCCCACUCCAGUUUGCAGAAUGACAGGGUGGCUGAGGACAGCAGGAACCUCUGGAAGUCAUCUGGUCCAAGCAGGGCCUCCUAGACCUGUUUGCCCUGGACUGUGUCCAGGCAGCUUUGGAAGACUCCACCACCUCCCUGGGCAACCUGUCCCCGUGCUGGGUCACCCUCACCAUUAAAAACAGAAAAAAAAGCUUCCUGAUGUUUGACUCUCUCCAGUAUGUCCAUGUCUCCCUGGUGCUGGGGAGGCCCAAUCUGGACACAGCACCCCAGGGAUAACCUGCCCAGUGCUGACCAGAGGGAAGGGAUCCCCUCCUCGACCUGCUGGUGACAGUCCUUCCAACACAGCCCAGGACACAACUUACCUUCUGUCCUGCAAGGACACACAGACUCAUGUCCAACUCUGUGCUCUCCAGGCCCCCCCAGGGCCUUUCCUGCUGAACUGUCUCCCAGCUGGGUGUCCCCUGGCACAUCCUGGUGCCUGGGGCUGUUCCUUCCCAGGGGUAGGACUUUGUGCUUCUCCUUGUUGACCAGCAGGAGGUUCAGACUGGUUUUGCAGCCUGGCUCAGUCCCUCUGGACUUACCAGCCCCUGCUCCCAGACUGGUGUCACCAGAAAACCUGCCAAGGACACCCCAUCAUCCAGAGGUGUAGCACAGCCUGGGACUGUCACCAAGGGAUGUGGGAAGUGCCCAGACCCACCUGAGGAGCCACGGACAUGGCAGCAGACCCAGCCAAGGACAGGAUGUGCAGUGAAGGAAAAGGAAAGACCCAGGCAGACCACUGAGGGGAUUUGUUUUUCAACACAUAUGCAUACACUUUUUAAUAUAGCAUUUACCUACAGUGCAUUUUAAAAUUUGAUUUAUUAAUAAGCCUUCUUUGCAACUGGAAUUUAUUAGAAAGAGGUUAUGCUUUCUUUGCUGUUCAUCUAUCCACCAAAGAAUAUAUAUAAUAUGUAUUAUAUAUAAUAUAUAUAACCAAGUACUCUGAAAUUAGUAGCCUUAGUGACUUGACCUUUCUGGGUAAAGAUCAUGUUGCAUGAGGUGUUGAGAGGAUAUGGAAAUCAAUAAAAUAUGUGCACCAAA
Molecule: messenger RNA, 3982 nt
Organism: Pseudopipra pipra
Lineage: Eukaryota; Metazoa; Chordata; Aves; Passeriformes; Pipridae
Gene: ASIP
Product: agouti signaling protein
Exons: 5
Coding region: 499-918 (139 amino acids)
Biological process (GO): melanosome organization; positive regulation of melanin biosynthetic process; hormone-mediated signaling pathway
Cellular component (GO): extracellular region
Molecular function (GO): melanocortin receptor binding; neuropeptide hormone activity
Source: RefSeq, a predicted model, not a curated record